CCUCAGGUGAUCCCUUGCCUCAGUCUCCCAAAGUCCUGGGAUUAUAGGCGUGAUCCGCCACGGCUGGGCCUGACCGAGCCUUUAAUGCUCUUUGAAGUAACAGCGAAAUAGCCUGUUUCUCAAAUGGAGUGGUUCUAAAUUUCUGGUAGCCAAUGAGCGCCCAGGAACCGUGGAUUCCUCCCCGUGAGGCUCAAAGCUGAGCGGUGGGUGGAGCCAGCGGAGGGGUCGGAAUUGAGCCGUAGCCGCGGUACCUACUGUGUGCCGCGCGCCGCUGCCUGGAGCCGAGCUAUGAGCUGGACCUGUCCGCGUUGCCAGCAACCUGUUUUCUUCGCUGAGAAGGUGAGCUCCCUCGGCAAGAACUGGCACCGCUUCUGCCUGAAAUGUGAGCACUGCCACAGCGUCCUGUCCCCUGGCGGGCAUGCAGAGCACAACGGGAGGCCAUACUGCCACAAGCCAUGCUAUGGGGCUCUCUUUGGACCCAGGGGGGUGAACAUUGGUGGUGUGGGCUCCUACUUGUACAACCCCCCGACUCCCAGCCCUGGCAGCACCACUCCUCUCAGCCCCAGCAGCUUCAGCCCUCCCAGGCCAAGGACUGGCCGCCCUCAAGGCAAGAAAAGCCUUCCGCAUAUGAAGACAUUCACUGGGGAGACGUCGCUGUGCCCUGGCUGUGGGGAACCUGUCUAUUUUGCUGAGAAGGUGAUGUCAUUAGGGAGAAAUUGGCACCGACCCUGUCUGAGGUGUCAGCGUUGCCGCAAGACCCUGACUGCUGGGAGUCAUGCUGAGCAUGAUGGAGUCCCCUACUGCCACAUCCCCUGUUACGGCUACCUGUUUGGCCCCAAAGGUGUGAACAUUGGCGAUGUGGGCUGCUACAUCUAUGACCCAGUGGAGAUAAAAUUGAAUUGAGACGCUCACAGAAAAGGUCACCCUAACUCAGGCUUCUCAUCAUUCCCCUCAUGGUCCAAUGGGAGCUACAGAAAUCUCCAGUCCCAUGCAGGUUGGGGAAAGUGGGAUCCUGGGGGCCUGGUCAGAGGCUCCAUGGUAGGCCAGAGUCUAGACUUUCUCUGCCAAUUUUUCCCUUUCCCAUUUCUAUCUGGUUAGGGAAUAGCUCGUUUUGAAGGGUAUCCUCCUCCUGGCCAUCCCAACCCUUUUCCCCAGCAAAUUCUGGAGCUUCAAGGUACUCAUAAAACUUGUGUUUAUUGAAUUUCAGCCUCUCUGGCGUCUCCAAUAAAAUAUUGGCUCCCAUG
Cebus imitator (Panamanian white-faced capuchin) is the source of this 1244-nucleotide messenger RNA. RefSeq names its product cysteine rich protein 3 (gene CRIP3). Bases 289 to 903 code for a protein of 204 amino acids. The transcript is spliced from 8 exons. NCBI's taxonomy places the organism in Eukaryota, Metazoa, Chordata, Mammalia, Primates, Cebidae. The record is from RefSeq and is a predicted model, not a curated record.